Molecule: messenger RNA, 864 nt
Organism: Cylicostephanus goldi
Lineage: Eukaryota; Metazoa; Nematoda; Chromadorea; Rhabditida; Strongylidae
Source: the annotation of a GenBank genome assembly
AUGGAAAAGUCGGAAUAUCUCGAGACACAUUUACUGGAGACCAUUCAACAAGGACCAAAAGGAGAACGAGGAGAGCCGGGACCACCAGGAGUGUGCAUGCAACAAUGUCGGGAUGGUUUACCAGGUCCCAGUGGUCCCAUUGGACCUCAAGGACCUCAGGGUAUCGAAGGUCCACCUGGCCCUCCUGGACCACCAGGGGAACCUGGCUACGUUCAAACAUCACAAUUUGGGGAAAUGCAGCCUAUGCCCGGUCCACCGGGACCACAAGGCCCACCUGGACCUCCGGGACCGCAGGGAAUUCAAGGUCCGCGAGGUGAAACCGGUUAUCCAGGAAGAGAUGGUCGUGAUUUCCAGGGUUUGUCUGACAGAGACAUUGAGCUAAUCGUCAGGCAUCCUUUACUCAAGGGAGAAAAGGGAGAGUGCGUCCACACAACCACUACCGUCUUUCAACCAGCUCCUGUGGAAAAUGUGUUACCGCAGUAUGAACGCGAGCCAUCGCGCCAAGGGCCUCGAGGAGAGAAAGGAGAUAGAGGAGACCGAGGAGUGCCAGGACCGCAAGGACCAGCUGGACCACCUGGGCCACCUGGACCGGCGGGAGCUCCAGGAGCGGGACAACAGGUGCCGUAUGCAGGAGGGGACGCAAUUGUGCGAGUCUAUCCGAGCACACACGAACUGUUUUCUUCACGUGUACACAUUGGGACUCUUGCAUUUGCUACGGCUACGCAACAACUUUAUAUCAAAGUAAAUAAUGGGUGGAAGGAAGUUAUGCUCGGUGCGUUCCAUCCAAUAGUGGAGCAACGUCAAUCUGUGGUGAGCUUAAUUUGUGAAUUAUUGAGCUAUAGUCAUUACGGCAAUUACAUGUAA